Messenger RNA from Symbiodinium sp. CCMP2592, 558 nucleotides. The record is from the annotation of a GenBank genome assembly. NCBI's taxonomy places the organism in Eukaryota, Dinophyceae, Suessiales, Symbiodiniaceae.
AUGGGAUGGAAAGGUACCAGACCGCGCUUCUCUGUAGCCUUUUCUGGUGGCGGCAUUCGAGCGGCGACGUUCCAGUCUGGUGUCCUUUGGCAGCUGGCUGAGGCUGGCGUGGUGCAGGACAUCGAGUACAUCGCUGCUGUUUCUGGAGGUGGCUACCUGCUCAGUGCCUUUGCGAGUCACAUCGUUACGCAAGAAAGUCCGACAACUCCCGAUGAGGUCGAUUCUUGGUACAAGCAAGUGGUGGCAAAGACGAUUGUGCGGCUUCAGAGGAACGCUGGGAACUUCGUGCGCGACUGCUUUCGUCUCCCUGGUGUCCCUAUGGACGGCUCAGGCAUCUUUCCUCGUGCUUGCGACCUUCCCUUCCUGAUGAUGAUUUUCUUCGUUACCAUAUGUACAGGACCUUUCCUGUUCAUCACCACGGUUUUGCUUCCAGCGGCAGAGCUUGUGGAAAUUUAUUUCGGAUAUGCCAUGCGCGCAUCGUUUUGCGCUCCUGCCCCUCGGCGUAUCCUUGAGAUGUGGCAUUGGGGCUGGGGGGCAUGGUUUAUUUUCGCGAACUAG